Oldenlandia corymbosa var. corymbosa is the source of this 2222-nucleotide messenger RNA. Lineage: Eukaryota; Viridiplantae; Streptophyta; Magnoliopsida; Gentianales; Rubiaceae. The record is from the annotation of a GenBank genome assembly.
AACAGAAAUAGGGAUUUCUAAAAGAUAGAGGCUGAGACUCCUAUAAAUACAACAGAGGGGCUCACGGUUCCGUUCCGUUCCGUAAAUUUAUCUUCUCCUUCCUCAUCUUUGCGAGCUGACUUAUUAAAAAGAAGAAAGAAAAAAAAGAAAAAAAGAAAAGAAGAGACAGAUCUGACGUAGAGCUCCAGAUCUACUCCUUCCUCGCUCUUUGCUAGCACAGCGGCCACCCAUAAGAUCUUCGUGAUGGCCAAAGGGGUGACAUUCGAUUUUCAGCCCGAAAAGUGUGUAACAAACGAGCAGCAAGUUGACCGGAUUAGCCAGCUUCCAAAUGAAAUUCUUGUUGAUAUCCUUUCUUUGCUGACGCUUGAAGAUGCUGCCAAGACUAGUGUUUUGUCAAAACGUUGGAUAGAUCUUUGGCUGAAUGUGGAUAAACUCGAUUUUGACUCUAAAAAACUGUGGAAAGGUUUGGAAGAUGAGGAUGCGCCAGACUACCUAAGAUUUUAUGCGAGUAAUUCUCGUAAGUAUGUUGAAUGGGUUAACAAGGUGGUGCAAUCGCACAAGGCUACAACUUUGGAUGCAUUCAGAAUUCGCUUUGAUCUUACUAGUUCCUUCAAAACUGAUAUUGAUAAUUGGGUUCAUUUUGCGUAUGCAAGGAGAGUGCACAUGCUAGAUUUGGAUUUCUCGGGAUAUGAUGGAGUAGGUUACUGCAUUGUUUAUAAUUUUCCUAAUGACCUUCUUGGCCUGAGUUUUGUGAAUUCUUCUGCUCCACCUCUUUCGAAUUCCUAUGGGAAUGAUAUCAACUCUGGUGCAACAUCUUUUGGCUUCAAGUCUCUGAGGACAUUGGCGUUUAAUUCUGUGGGCAUGUCUGGUGAAGUUCUUGAAUUCUUCUUGCAUAAUUGUCCUUUUCUGGAGUCUUUGCGAGUGGAAUUAUCUGACAAAUUGGAAAAUUUUAGAGUUUGUGGCCCAUCUCUUGCAUUGAAACACCUUGAGAUAAUGGAUUGCUUCCAUUGUUCCAUCACUGUUUGCAAUACCAAUAUUGUUUCACUUAAAACCACCCAAGGUCAGGCUUUGGUGCUUCAAAAUGUUCCAAUGCUUGUGGAUGUUGAAAUUGGUGGUUUUGGGAUAGAUGCAGAUGCAAACUUGGUUGCUCGUGCUAUUUCUUGGCUUUCAUGCUGCAUUUCAAAAUUGGAGAUUCUUUCCUUAAGAAUAAAGUACUCCCAGAGACACAUGGUUAAAGAUUUAAAUGCAGCUCUUCCUCAAUUAACUCAGUUGAAGCUAUUAACAUUUCAUGCGAUUCGUGCAAGAAAGGGCACGAGCCUGAUUAAAUUUACUUCUCUAAUAAAGGCAUCUCCUAACUUGGAGAAGUUUGUGAUGAAGACUUUGUGGUGCGACGAUGACGAGCAUAACGAUGACGAGGGGUGCGAUGAUGACGGGCGUGAUGAUGACGAGGGGUACGAUGAUGACGAGCGUGACGAUGACGAAGGGUACAAUGAUGACGAGCGUGACGAUACAUGCAUAGAACCCUUUAAACAUCUUAAAGUUGUAGAAUUUUGGGGAUACUGUGGAAGUAGAACAGAAAUUGAAUUCGUUGAGUAUUUUGUAGAGAAGGGGUAUAACUUGGAGAGAUUAGUUAUUGAUUCUCGGGAAUUAUCGGAAAAAGGUCUUCCCGGUGAUAGUUUGGAGAUGGAUGCAGCUCGCAAAAACCGUGCCAAAACUGCCAAGAUACAACUUAAUCGAUUGCUGCCUCAAAGUGUUGAAUUGGUGAUUAUUUAGUUGGUGGAGAAUAAUCAUCAUCAUACCAAGAAUGAAGUUUUGAUAUUUCUAGGAAUUGAAUAAUAGGUCACUGAUUAGGACGAUAUGUUUUCUGGUAUUAAACUUGGAUUCGAUUCUCAAGAGUAUGUAAGAGAGGUUUUCAGUUAUAUUUAAGGGGAGUCCAUGUUAAUAUUUGUGGUAUUAAGAGCAUUUCCAACGAAUAUAUUAAAACAUUAUAUUUGGUGAUUUAGUGUAAAAUUUGUCUUCUAAGGAAGACACUAAAUUAGUGUAUUAUUUUGGUGCAAUUAUUAAAGUUACAUCAAAUUUCUACCAUCUGCACUAUCUUUGUACACUAUUUUAAUCAACUUUUAAUAUAUUUUCACUUUAGGUCAUCUUGAGUAAACUUCAAAAUAAGUCAUCUGUCUUUAAUAUAUUUUCGCUCUAGGUUAUCAAUUAAAUUUAUUUGUAAC